This is a messenger RNA of Cygnus atratus (black swan), 3922 nucleotides long. It is a transcript of the gene NFKB1, whose product is annotated as nuclear factor kappa B subunit 1. NCBI's taxonomy places the organism in Eukaryota, Metazoa, Chordata, Aves, Anseriformes, Anatidae. The coding region runs from base 266 to 3217 and encodes 983 amino acids. The transcript has 24 exons. Gene Ontology annotation, cellular component: cytoplasm. The record is from RefSeq and is a predicted model, not a curated record. Gene Ontology annotation, molecular function: protein binding; DNA-binding transcription factor activity, RNA polymerase II-specific; RNA polymerase II cis-regulatory region sequence-specific DNA binding. Gene Ontology annotation, biological process: inflammatory response; regulation of transcription by RNA polymerase II; innate immune response.
GAGGCUGCGGCCGCUCGGGCCGGUGCCGCUCGGCUGCCCUCGCCGCUGGGGCGGGGGGAAAGUCCGGGGAACCGGGGGGGAGGCUCCAUGGCGCGGCGCUGAGGGACCCUUUUCCCUUCACGGAGCGGGGUCGCCGCCGCCCCGGGGCGAAAGGGGAAGGCGGGGGCCGGAGGCACCUCCCGCUUCCUGCGGCGGAGUUCCUGCCCAGGGCGCCGGCCCUCGCCGUGCCUGCGCCGGAUCGGGAAGGCGGCAGCCUGGACUUAAAAUGGCAGGAGAAGAUCCCUAUAUUAUGGGAGUGUCAGAUCCCCAAAUGUUUGCAAUGGACCAGUUCAUGGGAAUGAAUACAAUAUUUAAUAAUACAGGUUACAUCACUUCAGACUUACCACUACGAACAGCAGAUGGACCAUAUCUUCAAAUCAUUGAGCAGCCAAAACAGAGGGGUUUUCGAUUCCGAUACGUAUGCGAAGGGCCUUCACAUGGUGGACUUCCUGGUGCUUCCAGUGAAAAGAACAAAAAAUCAUUCCCUCAAGUCAAAAUUUGCAAUUAUGUUGGACCUGCAAAAGUAAUUGUCCAGUUAGUUACUAACGGGAAAUAUGUCCACUUGCAUGCUCACAGCUUGGUGGGUAAAUUUUGUGAAGAUGGAGUAUGCACAGUUAAUGCAGGACCUAAAGAUAUGGUUGUAGGGUUUGCAAACCUUGGAAUACUUCAUGUCACAAAGAAGAAGGUGUUUGAAACUCUGGAAACACGCAUGAUAGAUGCUUGCAAAAAAGGAUACAACCCAGGACUCUUGGUGCAUCCUGAACUUGGCUAUCUGCAGGCAGAAGGAUGUGGAGACAGACAGCUAACUGAACGAGAAAGAGAAAUUAUUCGUCAGGCAGCAGUACAGCAGACUAAAGAAAUGGAUCUCAGUGUGGUGCGUCUUAUGUUUACAGCCUUUCUCCCCGACAGCAAUGGCAGUUUCACACGGAAACUUGAUCCUGUUAUAUCAGAUGCAAUAUAUGACAGCAAAGCUCCCAAUGCCUCCAACUUAAAAAUUGUAAGAAUGGACAGAACAGCAGGGUGUGUAACAGGAGGGGAAGAGAUUUACCUUCUCUGUGACAAGGUUCAGAAAGAUGAUAUUCAAAUACGUUUCUAUGAGGAGGAUGAGAAUGGUGGUAUGUGGGAAGGCUUUGGAGACUUUUCUCCUACAGAUGUACAUAGGCAGUUUGCUAUUGUGUUUAAAACACCCAAGUAUCGAGAUGUCAACAUCACAAAGCCAGCCUCUGUAUUUGUACAACUGCGUCGGAAAUCUGAUCUGGAAACAAGUGAACCAAAGCCUUUUCUUUACUAUCCGGAAAUCAAAGAUAAAGAAGAAGUGCAAAGAAAACGACAGAAGCUCAUGCCAAACUUCUCAGAUGGCUACGGCGGAGGCAGCGGUGCAGGAGGAGGUGGCAUGUAUGGCGGGGGAGGCGGCGGUGCUGGCUCUGGGUUCAGUUAUCCUUCGUACGGUUACUCAGCUUUUGGAGGGAUGCAUUUCCACCCUGGCACAACAAAGUCCAAUGCUGGAAUGAAACAUGGCAACGGACUGUCAAAUUGCACAGCUGAAAAAGAUAGGAAGAGGUCUGAUAAACCAAGUGACAAAUGCAACAUGGUGCAUGACAUGAAAAUGGAAACUAUGGAGAGGAAUGAGUGCAGAACCUCUGGUGUUAAUGAGGAGAAGGAGGAGGAUGCUUCAUCCUGUAGAGGUGAAGUAAACGAAGCAGAUUGCAGGUGGCAAGAUGGUCCCUUCCUGGAGAAGGCAAUGCAGCUUGCCAAGCGCCAUUGCAAUGCUCUCUUUGAUUAUGCUAUAACUGGAGAUGUGAAGAUGCUGUUGGCUGUUCAGCGCCAUCUCACCGUUGUCCAGGAUGAUAACGGAGACAACGUCCUUCAUUUAGCAAUUAUCCACCUUCAUACAGAACUGGUUAAAAACCUCUUGGACGUGAUCCCAGAUUUGAAUUAUAACGACAUUAUCAACAUGAGGAAUGACCUUUAUCAGACCCCCUUGCACCUGGCAGUAAUCACAAAGCAGGCAGAGGUGGUGGAAGACUUGCUGAAGGCUGGAGCAGAUGUCAGCCUUCUGGAUCGCCACGGUAAUUCUGCCCUGCAUUUAGCUGCUGCUGAAGGAGACGACAAGAUUUUGAGUCUACUCCUCAAGCAUAAGAAGAUACCUUCGAUGGUCGACCUUUUCAAUGGUGAAGGUCUCUGUGCAAUUCACAUGGUGGUGAUGGCAAACAGCAUGUCCUGUCUCAAACAACUGAUUGCUGCUGGAGUUAAUGUCAAUGCUCAGGAACAAAAAUCUGGACGAACUGCAUUGCAUUUAGCUGUUGAACUAGAGAACAUCCCCUUGGCGGGCUACCUGUUGCUUGAGACUGAUGUAGAUGUGAACAGCACUACAUAUGAUGGGACAACACCUCUUCACAUAGCAGCUGGAAGGGGCUCUACAAAAUUGGCAGCAGUUCUCAAAGCAGCAGGUGCAGAUCCUCACAUUGAGAACUUUGAGCCACUGUUUGAUCUAGAGGAUAUGAAAGAUGAUGAUGAUGAAGGAAUAGUACCUGGGACAACACCACUGGAUAUGGCAUCCAAUUGUGAGGUGUACGACAUAUUAAAUGACAAGCCUUACAAACCAGCAGCAGCAGUUUCGAAGGACUUACUGACACAAGGACAUAUAAGAGAGCUGAAUGAAAGCAUCAAGAUGCAGCUUUGCAAAGUAUUAGAAGUACGUGACCCAAGCAAAAACUGGUUUACUCUAGCACAAAAGCUGGGUCUUGGCAUACUUUGUAACGCCUUCAGGUUGUGCCCUUCCCCAUCGAGAACUCUGCUAGAUAACUAUGAGGUUUCUGGUGGUACAAUUGAAGAGCUGAGUGCUGCUUUGAGACAGAUGGAUCACACGGAAGCCAUUGAAAUCAUUCAGAACGCACAAUCCAUCUCGCAAAGGCAGCCUCACCAGGAGGACAACACCGUAGAAGCUCUUCUUUCAUCAUCUCCGCCCACCUUUGCAAAGAGGGACACAGGUGAAGUUUAUAAUAGCAAAUUUCAAGACAAUGAAAGCACAUGCGACAGUGGUGUGGAGACCUCCUUCCGCAAACUGAGCUUUACUUACUCAGACUCUCUGAACAGCAAGUCAUCAAUAACACUCAGCAAAAUCAACCUCAGCUAUGGACAUGAAAGCUCAGUGCAAAGCAAUUAUAUAGCUAACUAGCAAUACUCAAUUAGCAAUAUGCAGAUACAAGAACAAACGUGACAUUUAGAAUUACACCGGCACCAUCCCAGCCAGAGGGAAGUAAAUUCACAACCAAAAACACUCUGAAGGAACCACACACGAACCUGAACCAAUGGGAACUUCAGUGUGCAACACCUGGCCAUUGCUUCCUUCCUCAAGUGCUUUUAAUUUUAUCCACUUAACAAGCCACAUACCAGAACCAGGGCUCUACUGCCACACCAAUACACAGGACCAGACACUGAAUGACUGACGGAGCUCUCCUGGCAUGUGAGGAUUUUCUUUUAUAGAUGAAAGUCACUCCUUGUUAAAGCAUAAUAGCAACUCACUUAACACAAAGAGGUAAGGCACACAGAGCAAUCAAAGGAUAGUUUCUAGCUGCUCCCUUCAUAAUUUUUGCAGCACACUUGUCUGAAAAAAACUCAUAGAACGACUGGCAAAGAAAAAUCAUGACUUCAAUUGCAGCAAUGACAACUCAGAGAGAAAAGAGAAUCCUAAAGCAAAGAAUCUUGUAUAGUUCAAAUAAUGUAUUUAAACCUAACUUUUGUGCCUCUUAUUCAAAAAAAAAAAAUUGUUUGGCAUUUUCCUACUUGUAAAUAGUUUUUUAUAUCAGUUCCUUUCAAAAAAAAGUGUGCUUUUUAAAAGCUUAUUUUUAUUUUACUUUUAUAAUAAAAACCCAAAAUGAAA